CGAAGUCGCGCACUCCGAUGGAUCGCGGAGUCCCGAGCUGCUGCUGAGGGGCCGAGGCGGCGAGGUCGCUUCCAACUCCCGGCGAAGAGUAUCGAGCUACGCACGCACGGCGAGAGACGCUCGGAUCGCCGCGAAGUGCGGCGCGUGUGAGAGUCUCGCGCGAUUCGCGCACGCAUUCGCGGCCAGGCGUAUAUUCGAGAAGAAUCGCUACGACGACUACGAGAGUGCGGGAGGCGGAGAGGCGCGAGCGGCCCCCAGGAGAGCGACACGUCGCGAUACGAUCGAUCCGUCAAAAGCCGUGCAGCAGCAGCAGCGGCAAGCCGAACGGCGAACUCGCGAGAUCGCCUGCCCGUUGGCGAUGGAAGAAAUGUGCUCGUGACGUCACGGAAUUCCUCGCUGCUGCUGGAAGCGAGCACUUGUCAUCGUGCCUUGUUCACGCGUAGCUGGUAUAUUCGAGGCUCUCUCGGUGCGCUCUCCCGAUAGGAGAUAAGAGAGGAGAGAGAGAGAGAGGGAAAGAUAGAGAGGCAGGGAAAUCUUUACACAUUGGAGAAACGGAGGAAGAAGAAGGGAAGUGGAAGGAGGAGAAGUAAAGAAGAUAGACGCGCAGAUAGACAGAUAGAUAGAUAGGGACACGGGGAAAGAGGAGAGUCGCGAAGGAGAGAAGGAGCCGAACGUAUAUAUCGUGGGCGUUGAGUGAUUGUUGUCGGUGCUAGUUUCCAUCGGGAGUCAUGAGGGACACGAGCGAUAUGAUGGAGGACGCCCUGUCGGAGGACACAAUGAUGGAUUGCGGCGGGGACGGUGGAGGUUUGGAGGAUUUCGUCGACUUGGCCACCGACAUCACGGAUAGUUCGCCUACCAUACGAGAUGCCGCCGAACGGUUAUUGACGCUGCUAGGCGUGGACGACGGCGACGAGGACCUGGUGUCCUCAUCCGAGGAUGAGGGUGUCGAAGUGGACAUCGAUGAUCUCGAGGACGACGACGAGGAGACGGGGAACGCGAGGCUGCUGCAUCACCUCGCGGCCUCGCUCGCGCAGGAGCUCAAGUACUCCAGUACACGAUCCAGUCCGUCCACCUCCGGCAGGGGGGCGCAUCAGGCCCGGGGGGGCUCGGCGCACUGCGUGGAGAUGCUGCAGGACACGAGCUACCUCGAGCGCGGCUGCCUGCAGGAUCAAGCGGAGCCGAAGGCGCCUGUUCAUCAGCAGAGCGACUUCUUCGCCCGCAGCGGGCAAUUGUUCGAGGAGCGGAGCACCGCCGGUCGCACCAAGUCCUUCCUGAGCUUCGACGCCUACCGCCAAGAUCGGCAGGAGCAGCGCAGCCGGUCGUUCGAGCCGAAGGACGCGGCGAGUCACGCUUUCCCCGGCUACAUCUGUCUCGAUCAGCGUCUGAGAACGGGAGAGCAGGCCGCCGCGCAACCUGACAACAAGUACUUCGGCCACCAACAGCAGGACACCGACUCCUGGGCGGCCGGCUGGGACGCCUGCGCCAACGAGGCGCUCCGGUACCUCGUCGAGGACGAGGGCCUGCCGCUUCAUCAUCCCACGGUAAUCGCCAUGAAGAACCACCUGGACCUGCAGAGGGAGCGGGCGUUCGCCCAGCACACCGGCUAUACGGAGGCCAAGUCGCAGGAUAUGAAUCUGGCCCUGGAUUGACUCGGCCGAUGAAGCCCUCCCGGAUCAAGGUAGUGAACGAUUAUUGCAGGCUCUCACGAGGACGCGUCGUCGUCGUCGAGGAGCCCUCUCUCCCGAGAGAUCGCGAGAGGGGGAUAUUCUCCGGAGUCUCGAGGAAGUGUUCCGAGUAAAUUGAUCUUAUUGUUUAAGUAAAUUAAUCGCACAUCUCCCUCUCUCUCUGUCUUCGUUGUCUCUUGCACGCUGAAGAACGCGAACACGGUGUGUCGUGAAGUUUGCGCAGGGUUCUCUUCGCUUUCUUAUUUCCCUCCCGAGGAGGAGCUCCCUAAUUUCCUCGAGAGCCGCCGACUCGCUCGGGUUUCGCGCUCAUGUAAUUCGCGCUUCUCUCGAUUUUCCUACCAUUUUCUUCCUUACGUUGCUGAAACUUCAUCGAUCGGAUUAUCGCUCGGUGUACUCGGUUUCGUCGCGGCGUCGACUCGUUAGCUGUACGUUUCGUAACGUCGGUAUCGAUGUGAAUGCAAUCGUACACUUGGUUUCAGCACAGUUUGUGAUGUUUCCCUCCACGCACAGAUUGGAAACGCAGCCGAUGGUCUAAGGGUGCGACUUAUUUUUGUUUGGUUCGCGGAAGUCGAGCUCUCUCGUUGAAUCAUCGAUGAUAGAGAACGCCCAGACCGUGCUGGAACCAAGCACGUCGAUUUCUGUCUUUGACAGUUCUAAUUUCGAGCGCCGUUCUCUGAGAAUCUCGUAGAGAUCGCGUUUCAUCAGGAACUAAGAUCCCAUUCGCGCUCCUCUCCCGUUUCCCUUAAAUUCCCGACAGUGCUCCUUCGCGAUGAUUGGGAGAUGAUUUUCGGGAGCCACUGAGAGAAAAUAUCCCCGACAGAGUUAGGGAAUCGUCGGACGAGUUGGGAGAACGUUCGGUGAAUCACAGAACUAGCUAUUCAUAGAACAAAUUCCUAGGUUAGUUUAUCGUAAGUCAAAGAAGAACGAUCGACGAAGUUGAUUAAGCAGGAUAACGGAGAACGGGGGAAUUGUUAAUUAUUUGUUACGUGAGAUAAGCAUCGAUGCAAUCGCCGGCGAAAUAUCGCGAAAAUCGCUCUCAAUUGUCGCCAGCGUGACAUUCGCGCGCCUGGGCUUCACGAUUUUGCGAAAAAGGUAAAAAGUAAUAGAUAACAGCAUCAAUUUGACCUCUCAUUUGCAUGUAGAUACGAAUUUUAUUUUAAUAUCCAAGAUCUACUUUGAACUUUGCGUCGGAGGAGUUGUUUUAAUACCUCGACGAUAUCUCCUUUUCCUCUGGAUCGUUGCAUUUUGCCGGCGAUUACGUGCGGGAGACGAUUUUCAGUCGGAUCGUAUAGGAAGGAGAAUUGGCCACAAUGUCGACAAUAGCAAGGAAACGUUUCAGCCCCGAAAAUUGUAUGUACAUAAUUCGGACUAGGCGAGAGACGACGACAGCUCAGCGACUAGGUAGGAACCUUAUUCGGCCGUAGAUCACAGUGAAUUAUUAUUUAGGACGAACGAUCGUCGUUCCCCGUAUACGACGAAUUGAUCGGGACGUCACACGUCGCCUCGCAGCGCCGACGUUCGAUCAAUUCGGUAUUAAUAAAUAAAAAAAACGAGAGAGAGAGAAAGAAUUAAAGAUGAAGUAAAAUAAGACCGAUUCUCGCGAGUGAUUCAGGAUCGACGGCCGACCUCGAUCGCGCGUCACUCGUCCCAGCGACCUGUAUGUCGUGAUUGAUCGCGUAGAAAGGAGAUACGAAUCGCAAAACGAAUAGCCGGACAUUUUUUCAGAGUCCGUCUGCUUCCGGCGAUCCUGCUUACUUCCCGCGCGUCCUUUCCGCGCGAUCGAUCGUACCGAGUAACGUAAAAUAUCUCUGUACAUAUGUAUGAUAUCGUUUUAACUUAUACACAACUAUUGUUACUUUUACAAUAAAUCAUUGUAGAUAACAUUGACCACACACAGUAAAUAAACGACCGCUAAGUUAAUUAA
Molecule: messenger RNA, 3609 nt
Organism: Dinoponera quadriceps
Lineage: Eukaryota; Metazoa; Arthropoda; Insecta; Hymenoptera; Formicidae
Exons: 3
Coding region: 729-1649 (306 amino acids)
Source: RefSeq, a predicted model, not a curated record